Physcomitrium patens is the source of this 1927-nucleotide messenger RNA. RefSeq lists its product as uncharacterized. Lineage: Eukaryota; Viridiplantae; Streptophyta; Bryopsida; Funariales; Funariaceae. The record is from RefSeq and is a predicted model, not a curated record.
GAGGAGAAAUAUCUAAUUUGAUCAAUUCUUUCAAAUUCUCGAAAAUAUGUGUUCGUUGUAUGAAAUGUAGCAUGGCACCUGGAGAAACACGCAAAAGUCGCAGUAAAUACGAUGCACACCACUGCUUGCUAGAAUCAAUCUCUUAGAAUACUGGGUCGUGCUGUCGUCUGAGGACACGUAGUCAACCUGCCUGGAUCGCACUUCGAGAGUUCUCGAACCUUAUGGAACGGGGAACUCUAGUCUGAGAACUAGCGAGCUUGUGAUGGUAGCGUAGUCGUCUUAGUUCAGUGUUGAUCUUCUCCGUUGUAAACAGACUAAGUAAAGCUCAAUAAAGCCGAUCAACCUGCACAGUAGCUUGAACUAGAAAAUGACGAAGCGGAACCUGAGCUUGGGUGGUGGAUCAAGUCUGCUCAGCCACACAGCUCCCUCACCAUUUCCUCUCCACGGUUUUCCAGGAUAUGAUACUGCGCCGAAGCCGGUCGAAAGACCUGCCAAUCCACAUUACGCCGAUUGUGGCUUACAGCAAGAGUCACAGUCUAAACAUCCUUUUCUUUCGCGAUCGUGCAAUCCAUACUCUUCGCAGAGUCAGCGAUCCCUUUCGCAAGGAUGUCUUACGCAAUCUCAAAAUACACUACGGCUAUCUCAGAAUUCGCAACCUGAGGACUACGGUUGCGAUCAAUGGAAAACUGGCAAAGAGAUAGCGCUCGGUCAGUCGCAAAAGCCUCCUCCUUAUUUUUCUGGAUUGACGACGAGUCUCAAUCGCCGCAACUCACCGGGGAAUGUUGGAGGAAGUCAAAGUGCGCCUGCAAGUUCGACUUCCACCAGUGCUGCAUUAUGCGUAGUUGGACCUCAAAACAACACACCUCGUCCGUGGCCACAAUGCAACGUCUCUGAUGAGCUGGAGAGAAGAUUAGGUAACUUGGAGAAAUUGUGGGAAGCAGAAACAGCGGUUCUUCAAAAAAUUUGUGAUGAUUAUCAGCAGUUCAAGACAUUAAUUGAAGAAGCAUGCUUUGAGAGCAAAGACAACAGAUCUAAAUUGUCGAUUCAACAAGACGCACUUCAGAAGCUGGUCAAAGAAGAAGAAGCUGCGAACAGCGGGAUAUAUACUGCCGUCAAAGCCUCAGAGGAUGCCAUUCUCCAAGAUAUCAAAACUCUGAAGCAAGCGGUCAACGAAGUGGCGGAAGAGAAAAAUAAGACCGCUUUGAAGCUCAUGAUUCAGUCUUUGCGGGAUGAAUUUGUCAGCUUCAAAAGAGAUUUAAAAGCUGAGAUUCCCCAUCCAGUACAAAAUAGCGACAUGCGCCACCAGGGUCGGUAUAAUCCUCCAGAAAUAGUGGAUCUGGAUGAGCUUCCCGACUCUGACCUCGACAUCGGUCUCGGUUUCUUGGCAGGAGGUGAUAAUUUUUGCCGCAUUAGUUCAACUGCCGAAACAAAGAUCAAUCGACUCACUAACUAUCGUAACAGCUCGGACGAUGACAUCCGCAAAUCGGUUCGGAGGAAGAUGAUUCGAGCUCAAAGGAGAGUGCGUUGCAAGCUGGUUUAAUUUCGAAUUCGCCACAUUGAAUGAAAUCCCUGCGUCAAGAACUGGUAUUUGAUCGUAGCCUUUCAAAUUGGCGGCAGAUCAUUUCAAGCGUUUAUGGAACAUACACCCAUAGUUGUCAGUUGUGACUGAUCAUUCGGCAGAACACAAGAUCAUGCUUGACAGUCUUUGCCAGUAUGUUCAAGAUAAAAAUUAGUAAUUUGAAUCCAGAAAAAACAUUGACCAACCAAAUUCUUUUUACUUGUUGAAAUGCUUUCUGUAGACAGGUUAGAAUUCUUUGCUAAAAUUAAUAGAAAAUCUGUUUCCUUACUUUGAGACUAUUCCUAUACUUCAAAAGGCUUUGGAUUAAGGUAAGAAAUACAAAUUUUGGGAUGUUAUAAUUUUAUUUAA